CCGUAUCUUGAGGUUUCAAGGGAGGUAGUAGAUUCAAUGGUGCAGCAUUUUAAAGUGACAAUAUUUGGUGACCGUAGACCAGUUUACGAUGGUAAAAGAAGCCUUUAUACAGCCAAUCCACUCCCUGUAGCAACAACUGGGGUUGAUUUGGAUGUAACAUUGCCAGGAGAAGGUGGCAAAGACCGUCCCUUCAAGGUGUCCAUAAAAUUCGUUUCCCGGGUAAGCUGGCACCUGUUGCAUGAAGUUCUGACUGGACGAACCUUACCUGAGCCUCUGGAAUUGGACAAGCCAAUCAGCACUAACCCUGUUCAUGCUGUUGAUGUGGUGCUACGACAUUUACCCUCCAUGAAGUAUACACCUGUAGGCCGUUCCUUUUUUUCGGCUCCCGAAGGCUAUGAUCAUCCAUUGGGAGGUGGCAGGGAAGUUUGGUUUGGAUUUCAUCAGUCUGUUCGACCAGCAAUGUGGAAAAUGAUGCUAAAUAUUGAUGUUUCUGCCACUGCCUUCUACAAAGCACAACCUGUAAUUCAGUUCAUGUGUGAAGUUCUUGAUAUCCACAACAUUGAUGAACAGCCACGACCUCUGACUGAUUCUCACCGUGUAAAAUUCACCAAAGAGAUAAAGGGUCUGAAGGUUGAAGUGACUCAUUGUGGAACGAUGAGGCGGAAAUACCGCGUCUGUAAUGUUACACGGAGACCUGCUAGUCAUCAGACAUUUCCAUUGCAGUUAGAAAAUGGUCAGACGGUGGAGAGAACAGUAGCACAGUAUUUCAGAGAAAAGUACAACCUACAGCUGAAGUAUCCUCAUCUUCCUUGUCUACAAGUGGGACAGGAGCAGAAACACACCUAUCUGCCUCUUGAAGUUUGUAACAUCGUGGCAGGCCAGCGAUGUAUUAAGAAGCUUACAGACAAUCAAACGUCAACAAUGAUAAAAGCAACAGCCAGGUCUGCACCUGACAGACAAGAAGAAAUCAGCAGACUGGUGCGAAGUGCAAAUUAUGAUGCUGACCCAUUUGUUCAGGAAUUCCAGUUUAAAGUGCGUGACGAGAUGGCUCAUGUGACGGGGAGAGUGCUCCCAGCUCCGAUGUUGCAGUAUGGAGGGCGGAAUCGAACAGUGGCGACACCAAGCCAUGGUGUAUGGGAUAUGCGUGGGAAACAGUUUCAUACAGGUGUGGAAAUCAAGAUGUGGGCCAUUGCUUGCUUUGCCACACAGAGGCAGUGUCGCGAAGAAAUACUAAAGGGUUUUACAGAUCAGCUGCGCAAAAUCUCCAAGGACGCGGGGAUGCCAAUCCAGGGCCAGCCUUGCUUCUGUAAAUACGCACAAGGUGCUGACAGUGUGGAGCCCAUGUUCCGACAUCUGAAAAACACAUAUUCAGGACUCCAGCUCAUCAUCGUCAUUCUGCCGGGGAAGACACCGGUCUAUGCGGAGGUGAAACGUGUGGGGGACACACUUCUGGGGAUGGCUACACAGUGUGUUCAAGUCAAGAAUGUCAUCAAAACGUCUCCUCAGACCCUCUCAAACUUGUGCCUAAAGAUUAAUGUAAAAUUGGGAGGAAUCAACAACAUCCUUGUACCUCAUCAACGACCUUCUGUGUUCCAACAACCAGUGAUCUUCUUGGGAGCAGAUGUUACUCAUCCACCUGCUGGGGAUGGAAAGAAGCCUUCCAUUGCUGCUGUUGUAGGUAGCAUGGAUGCACAUCCAAGCAGGUACUGUGCCACGGUGAGAGUCCAGAAACCCCGCCAGGAGAUCAUCCAAGACUUGGCCUCCAUGGUUAGAGAACUUCUCAUCCAAUUCUACAAAUCAACGCGAUUCAAACCCACACGAAUCAUCUUCUACCGCGACGGAGUUUCAGAAGGACAGUUUCGACAGGUGUUGUAUUAUGAGCUGCUGGCAAUUAGAGAGGCUUGUAUCAGCUUGGAAAAAGACUAUCAGCCUGGCAUAACAUACAUCGUGGUUCAGAAGAGGCAUCAUACGAGGCUGUUUUGUGCUGAUAGGACAGAAAGGGUUGGAAGAAGCGGAAACAUCCCUGCUGGAACCACAGUAGAUACGGAUAUCACACAUCCAUACGAAUUUGAUUUUUAUCUCUGUAGCCAUGCAGGAAUACAGGGUACCAGCCGCCCCUCACACUAUCAUGUCUUGUGGGAUGACAAUUGUUUUACUGCAGAUGAACUUCAGCUGCUAACGUACCAGCUCUGCCACACCUAUGUGCGCUGCACACGAUCUGUGUCUAUACCUGCACCAGCUUAUUAUGCUCACCUGGUAGCAUUCAGAGCAAGAUACCACCUUGUGGACAAAGAACAUGACAGUGCCGAAGGAAGCCAUGUUUCCGGACAGAGCAACGGAAGAGAUCCCCAAGCCCUCGCUAAGGCUGUACAGAUUCACCAAGACACCUUACGCACCAUGUACUUUGCUUAGCUAUAUAUACAAUAGAGGUAGAGAGAAGAGAUCUAAAAACGAGAUGGAGCCUAUUCACGAAAGAGAAAGAAAGAAAGA
Messenger RNA from Protobothrops mucrosquamatus (brown spotted pit viper), 2490 nucleotides. RefSeq names its product protein argonaute-3. Bases 37 to 2412 code for a protein of 791 amino acids. The transcript is spliced from 18 exons. NCBI's taxonomy places the organism in Eukaryota, Metazoa, Chordata, Lepidosauria, Squamata, Viperidae. Gene Ontology annotation, molecular function: protein binding; RNA binding. The record is from RefSeq and is a predicted model, not a curated record.